CGCGACUCAGUUUCGAUUGUGGGCGACGAGAGGUGCGUUUGGGUUUGGGUCGAAAUUGAUUGGGUUUGAAGGUUUUGCUGGUGCGUAUGAUGGUGGCCAGUAUCGGUUGUGUCCGACCCCACGGCUCGAGCUCGUCGAUUGAUUGGAAAUUGAGCAUCGCUGUUCAUGUUCGAUGCAGGAAUUAUUGUUUGUUUCGGAUUUUCUCAGAGUGAUGCAUCGGUGAUGCCUGAUUGUAGCUUGGUCCGUCGUUCCGUGCCAAGGUUUCUUUUGUUCUGUUUUGUUUUCGGGUCUGCGGAAGACGGCGAAGCCGCGGCGGCAAGAUGUAUAAUGGAUUAGGGCUCCAGACGCCUCGAGGAUCGGGUACCAAUGGGUACAUUCAGACGAACAAGUUUUUCGUGAAAUCGAGGCCUCUGAAGUCGGAGGCGCGGGACUUUCAAAAUGGCCAGGGUCAGGGAGGGUUGUCGCGGAAGGCGAAUAAGGAGAUUUUGGAGGACGAUCGGAAGAGGCAGAUCGAGCUCAAGCUCACGCAGCUCGAGGAUGAAUUGCUGGAGCAGGGAUCUUCUCUCGAGGAUGUUGCCGAGAGUGUCGAAUCUUCCAGAAAAGUUCUCGAGGCUUUCAGCUCCGAGAAUGGUAACACUACUACCUCGACAAGGUACAAUGUUUCCGACAAACGUAUGAAAGCCUUUGUGCAAAGCGGAAUCAUUUGACUAGCCUUCCUGGACAUUUACACCCGCAACAGUUCACACCCCGAUCGGCGAAAACGGCAAGUGUCCAGGGUUUAGGGCUUUACAAGCUGAUGAUUUUCCACUCGAGAACCAUCGACGCAAGGACUGCACCUGCGAAUUAAAUUCAUUCUGCUGCAGCUGUAGCACCCCGACUUCUUGUUAUGGAAGGCUGAAGUUACGGUGAGAGCUUUGAGCGAGAGAUUACGAUGGGGGAGGGUAAACGCAAGAGAGGGGACAGCACCGGGCCGUCGAUAACGCCACUAGGAGGGAAGGCUUCAGCCGCUGAUACAGCCAUCAAAUUGCCAGCAGUUGUGCUAGAACAGUCGGCAGCAUCAGCAGCUUCAGCGCCCCAGGCUGCACUGAGUGUCUUGAAGCAGCGUCCUUCGCACACCGUGCAUGCAUCUCAAGGACUUCGGCAGUAUACUGCCACCGGCCAAGCAUUCCAGUUCUCUGGAAAUCAUGCAGGCCAUCUGAAAGUUCAGUACUUGGCCCAAAUUGCAAAUUGGGCUUGUACUGCGGUUCCGAGUCUGGGUGCCUGUUAUUGGCAGCGAUUGGCUGCUGCAACUGAGGCCUUGUCCAUUCCUCCUCCCACUCCCCACUCCUUGUGCCAGCGAUGUGAAUCUAUUCUCCACGGUGGUGAUAAUUGCUCCGUCCGAGUUACCAAAGCGCCGAAAAAAUGGAGAAAGUCGAAGGAAAAUGUAGCAAGAAUAUCUGCAAUUGCUAGUCCUAUGGUUGCUGCCCAAACACCUCUAGCUUCUUCAAGUGCAAGUGUUAACGCAACAGCCCAAGCCACUGGUGGUGGGACAAAGAGGAAACGAAAAGGAUGGUCUACUUUGAAGGAUAUGACCACUGCAAAGGCGGAACCGGCAACUCCUGCAUCCCUUGGAUUCAUGAGUCCGAACGAAAAGGACUAAUACUAGAGGUAAAUAGCAGCAACUUACUUGAUUUAUCGUAUGCAGGCAUCGGGGCACCUCAAUUACACCUCCACAUGCACGGUCAACUUGUAGACGGUAAAAUGGGUGUACUGGAUGACACUGGUUCUGGAUGACUAACAGUGAAGCAGUGAACAGACAACUCAUUUACAACGUACAUUGUUCAGAUCAUAGCAGAAUUACUACAGGAUGCUGGUACACCGCUAAUGGGUUCUUGAUCUCCUACGAAUUACGUUUUUCGUUUAAGUCUCACUGAAUUUAAGAACAAUUCAUGCCAUGGGCGAAUCAUUGUGGAUAGAAAUCGGACUUUCAGUAAGGAAAACCGGACAUUUAUGGAAAUAGUCCUCAAUCGGCCAAAGACGCCGAGUGUAGUAACCCUAUUUUGAUCACGGAGAGGUAAGGGUGGGGUUAUCUUCUUAUAUUAAAUCUUAGCCAUUCAGGAGCAUAAACUCGGGGCAGUGCACUGAUUUAGGUAGGACAGAAAUUAUGGAGAUCGUCAUGUUAUGGUCUAGAGGCGUCCUCUGGCUAUGGCCACGACGAGCAUGAUAUUGGAGCAGGUUGCAGAGGGGUUUUGACAUUAUUUCAUCCACUACUGGCGAGAAAUGCGACACAAUCCGGCUCUCUCUUUGAUAGCAGAGUUGAGUGGGUUGUACUUACAAGCAUGCCGGGUCAAGAAAUUCGGUUGGCAAAUAUAGACGCAACAAUGGGAAUAUUGUCUUCUGUGGGAAUCCUUGGCAAGAGACCUCAUUCAACUGUGACGUUGGAUGUUGCUAAGUGAUUUCAACAUGGUGGAGAGUUGGAUCGAUAAAUCGAGAUUUUCAACCCAGAACGAGCUGUGUUCAAUGUUCUGGAGAGCUAUCUUCAUACGAAGAUAGCCCCCAGAGGCAAGUAGCUUGAAGUACUCGAGGGAUGAUAACUUUUUGCAGCAUAAUUGUCCCACUUGUGCGCCUAGACAAUCUAUAAUUGUUUAGAGUUCAAUCUAUUGAUCGGGCGCUUUCCCUCAUUCACUACAUCAUCAAGAAUAACUUGUGGAAGUUCCACCACCACCAAGUAAUUGCGUCGCUAAAGCUAGCUGAGCAAUCUACAAAUUGGAGGAAGUUUUUUCGAAAGAUCUGGUUAGAAGUU
This is a messenger RNA of Marchantia polymorpha subsp. ruderalis, 2782 nucleotides long. The record is from the annotation of a GenBank genome assembly. NCBI's taxonomy places the organism in Eukaryota, Viridiplantae, Streptophyta, Marchantiopsida, Marchantiales, Marchantiaceae.